This is a messenger RNA of Homo sapiens (human), 1618 nucleotides long. It is a transcript of the gene GTF2A1L, whose product is annotated as general transcription factor IIA subunit 1 like. Lineage: Eukaryota; Metazoa; Chordata; Mammalia; Primates; Hominidae. Bases 20 to 1456 code for a protein of 478 amino acids. Gene Ontology annotation, cellular component: nucleus; cytoplasm; transcription factor TFIIA complex. The transcript has 9 exons. Gene Ontology annotation, biological process: transcription initiation at RNA polymerase II promoter; positive regulation of DNA-templated transcription. The record is from RefSeq and is marked reviewed.
AGGUGCUGGAGGUGCUGUCAUGGCCUGCCUCAACCCGGUGCCUAAACUCUACAGAUCUGUAAUUGAAGAUGUAAUUGAAGGAGUUCGGAAUCUAUUUGCUGAAGAAGGUAUAGAGGAACAAGUUUUAAAAGACUUGAAGCAGCUCUGGGAAACCAAGGUUUUGCAGUCUAAAGCAACAGAAGACUUCUUCAGAAAUAGCAUCCAAUCACCUCUGUUUACUCUUCAGUUGCCGCACAGCUUGCACCAAACAUUGCAAUCGUCAACAGCAUCAUUAGUUAUUCCUGCUGGUAGAACUCUUCCAAGUUUUACCACAGCAGAACUGGGCACUUCAAACUCCAGUGCAAACUUUACUUUUCCUGGUUAUCCCAUUCAUGUACCAGCAGGUGUGACACUACAGACUGUAUCUGGUCACCUUUAUAAAGUCAAUGUACCAAUUAUGGUGACAGAGACUUCUGGAAGAGCAGGUAUUCUUCAGCAUCCAAUUCAGCAAGUAUUUCAACAGCUUGGCCAGCCUUCAGUAAUACAAACUAGUGUUCCACAAUUGAAUCCAUGGUCUCUUCAAGCAACUACUGAAAAAUCACAGAGAAUUGAAACCGUGCUACAGCAACCCGCAAUUCUACCUUCUGGGCCAGUAGAUAGGAAACACUUAGAAAAUGCCACCAGUGAUAUACUUGUAUCUCCUGGAAAUGAGCAUAAAAUCGUGCCUGAAGCUUUGUUGUGUCAUCAGGAAAGUUCUCACUAUAUCAGUCUUCCAGGUGUUGUAUUUUCUCCACAGGUCUCUCAAACAAAUUCUAAUGUGGAGUCAGUGCUCAGUGGUUCAGCUAGCAUGGCUCAAAAUCUGCAUGAUGAGUCCCUCUCCACAAGCCCUCAUGGGGCUCUCCACCAGCACGUGACUGAUAUUCAGCUUCAUAUUCUUAAAAAUAGGAUGUAUGGAUGUGAUUCUGUAAAGCAACCAAGAAAUAUAGAGGAACCCAGCAACAUACCUGUAUCAGAGAAGGAUUCUAAUUCUCAGGUGGAUUUAAGCAUUCGGGUUACUGAUGAUGAUAUUGGUGAAAUAAUUCAAGUAGAUGGAAGCGGUGAUACAUCUUCCAAUGAAGAAAUAGGAAGUACAAGAGAUGCAGAUGAGAAUGAAUUUCUAGGGAAUAUUGACGGGGGAGAUCUGAAGGUACCUGAAGAAGAAGCUGACAGUAUUUCAAAUGAGGAUUCAGCCACAAACAGUAGUGAUAAUGAAGACCCUCAAGUAAACAUUGUAGAAGAGGACCCUUUAAAUUCUGGAGAUGAUGUUAGUGAACAGGAUGUGCCAGACCUGUUUGACACGGAUAAUGUUAUUGUCUGUCAGUAUGAUAAGAUUCAUCGAAGCAAGAACAAAUGGAAAUUCUAUUUGAAAGAUGGUGUUAUGUGUUUUGGAGGGAGAGACUAUGUAUUUGCAAAAGCCAUUGGUGAUGCAGAGUGGUAAACCUUGUGAGCUCAGUACAUCUAUUUUGUGAACAUCAGUUGGAUUAUAUUGCAUAUUGUGAAUUCAUUUUUAUUUUGAAUAUAGUCCAGCACAGAGCUGUUCAAAUUUUUAGUUCACUGUAUGGAAUUUAAUAAAAUUAUAAUUCAGAUGCAGAUACAAUUA